CUGACAGCUCGGGAAGUAAAUUCGCACUGGGGAACAUGGCGAAAACAUCAAACUAAUUUACUUUAUAACACCGUUACGCUUCAAAUUAACUGAGGCCAUUUCAACGCUGUACCCGGCAUUUCGUUGGGAGUGAGCGGCGGACAUGUCUGUGGUUUUCUCAUACACUCACCUCCGAGUGCCCAAAGGAUUUGGGGCCAUUCUGGAGGGCCUGGCCCGCGAAGUCCUGAGAGAUCAGCCGGAGGAUAUUCCCGCCUUUGCAGCUAAACACUUUACUGUACUCCUGAAAGCCAGAGAAGAGAGUGGUGAGGACCCAGCAGCAUGGGCCGCAGCACUGGAGGAGAGGUUUAUUAAUAAGCAACCCUUAAAGGGCUCUGUGAAACAGGAUUCCUCAGCUGUCAGGACCCAAAAGGAGGAAAAGCCCAAACCACCUCAUUGCGUUGAAACCAAAGAGCCUGACGAUGCCCAGCCGACACAGACCCCCAGAGUCUCCCCACUGAACCCUGAUCAGGAGAACAGAGUCUCCCCACGGAACCCUGAUCAGGAGACCAGAGUCUCCCCACGGAACCCUGAUCAGGAAACUAGAGUCUCCCCACGGAACCCUGAUCAGGAGAACAGAGUUUCCCCACGGAACCCUGAUCAGGAGCAGGCCCAGGACAGUGCAGCUCGGGGAGGGUUUGGGACCGCUGGCACGGCUGGCACCACUGGCACGGCCAACACAGCAGAGGAGCCUGAGCCUGAGCCCUUCUCUGAGGGCCCAUACGGGGGCGUCACCAAUGUGGACAUCUGUGUAGAGAAGCUGAGGGGAGGAGGGGGGUCCACAGAAGAGGCUGUAGAAGGAGGUGACGCAGAGGUAGAGGAGGAAGCCGGGGAGGGAGGUGAUGGGGAAGAGGUGAAGGAGGACACCAGUAAGUAUAUAGAUGUUGAUAUCUGCAGGUCAGAGCUAGAGCAGUCCUCGGAGGUGUACAUCGGUGGACUCGCGAGUGUCGACGUAUGCGCUGGGGAGCUGGGAGGCCAGCGGGCUGAUCAGAACCCCAUGUCUGAGGGCAGCGUAAAAGAAUACAGCUUUGUAGAAGCUUCUGGAAGCCAGCUGGAGGAGAAGGGGCUGUCUGAGUCCCAGGAGGAGCUGGAAACUCCCGUCGGAUUAGCAAACCUCAGAGCCGAAUCCGCAGAACAGAGUAAGAAUUCGCUGGAUGAGCACCUUGCUGGAGAUGGCGACAAGCGUGGGAGUGAGGUCACACCUGAGGAUCAUGGGAGAGAGGUCACACCUGAGGAUCAUGGGAGAGAGGUCACACCUGAGGAUCAUGGGAGUGAGGUCACACCUGAGGAUCAGACAUGUUUGGGAGAUCAACGUGAGGAGGCGCAGGAGGUCUCAGCCACCUCUGAAGUCACUCAGGACCCGGAGCUCAAACGGACAGAACACACUGAGACAGAGGCUGCAGGUAGCCAUGAGGAGGAUGAUGGGCGAGGACUGGCAUCGGGAGCAGAGGGGGGUGUUGGGAGUGGGCACGCAGAGACCACCAGAGAGGAGGGCAUGGGGUCAGGGUCAGGGUCAGAGUCGGAUGUGGACGUGGAAGACACAGAUACAGAGAAACCUGAUACUCAGGACAUGGCUGGACACGGGUCUGCAGAGGAAAGUGGAGGAAUCAUGUCCAUGACUGGAGCUGAAGAUUCCCAUGGAGACUGUGAGGUAGAGACAGAGGAAGUGAGGAAACCUGAGAAUGAGGAUGGUGAUGAUGAGGAUGAUGAUGAUGAUGUGACAGAGACAGAUAAAGAUGUCCAAACAUCCACACUACAGGACGUGUCUGAGAUAGAGUCCACCCAGCAGGAUCGGAGCGAGGACGAGUGUGAUGUCACACAGGCAGAGGGGCAGCUGGACGAACACACACUGAUCUCAGAUCAGAGGGAGUCCUCACCCACACGCAGCAGGUCAGAGGUCACAGGUCACGACCCUGACGGAGUGUCAGGGGAAACCGAUGAGCAGCUGAUGAGCAGUCAGCAGAGGUCCCCUUUGGGUGAACAACACAGGAGUCAUGAGAAGUCUGACUCUGACAGCAGUGAGUCCGAGGAGGAGGAGGAGGAACCUGAGGAGGAGAACCCAGAGGCUUCACAUCCACGCCAGCAGGACAUCUCUGAGGAGGAGGACCCAGAGGCUUCACAUCCACGCCAGCAGGACAUCUCUGAGGAGGAGAACACAGAGGCUUCACAUCCACGCCAGGAGAACAUCUCUGAGGAGGAGGACCCAGAGGCUUCACAUCCACGCCAGCAGGACAUCACCGAGGAGGAGGACCCAGAGGCUUUACAUCCACGCCAGCAGGACAUCUCCGAGGAGGAGAACCCAGAGGCUUCACAUCCACGCCAGGAGGACAUCUCCGAGGAGGUCAGUGAGAAGGAGAGGGAACAUGAAGCCAGUAAUGAUGAGCUUGAUGGCAAUGAGAACGCCGAUGAGCAGGAACCUCAGCUGGAUUGCAAGGACAAAGGGGACCAGAGCAUCUCGGGAGGGGACUGUGAGGACAGAGAUCCUCCUGGUCCUGCCAAACCCUCACGGCCCCUCUCUGGUGCUCUACCAGAUGAAACUGAAGCAAAAGCGGAUCCAUCAGCUGAGGGACCCUCACAACCUGCCGAGCACAUGACCUCUCCUGACUCAGAGCAAGAUCAGAGCCCACAGCAGAUCAGCCAAUCAGGAGAAGGCCAGGACUUCACACAGGAAGGAGAGGCAGAGGAAGUGAUGUCAUCUGGAAACAAAGGUGACCCCAAGGAGGAGUGCAGCCAGCCUCAGGAUGAGGAGGACAUCAUGGACAUCCCGCUGGACGACCCCGAGGCCAACCGCGCUGCCGCCAGGAUCCAGGCCGGCUUCCGGGGUCACAUGACCAGGAAGCAGAUGAAGGACGUUAAGCCUGAGGGUGAGGGUGAGGGCGAGGGCGAGGGCGAUGGCGAGGAGGUGAGCAGCAGCGGAGAGGCACUCAACGGAAACCAGGGCAACGCAGGGGCGUCAGAAGGGGCGGAGACAGAAGACACAUCAGUACCUGAGCAGUGAGGCCCCGCAGCGAGCGCCGCAGACGUGGGAGAGGGGCCUCCAGAUCCUGCGCUCUCUCAAGACCAACUUUCUAUAGAUGUGCCAGAGCAGAGCUAGGGUGUGUGUGUGUGUGUGUGUGUGUGUGUGUGUGUGUGUGUGUGUGUGUGUGUGUGUCUGGUGAACUCUUUCUGUCAUGCCUCCUCUGCACCCUGCCCUGUGCAGACUCCUGUGAAUGUACUCCCCAUCCAAAGCAUGCCCUAAUACCCCUGUCUCAACUUUAAAAACCACUCUUUUACCCCUGCCUCCACUUUAAAACCACCCUUUUACCCCUGUCUCAGCUUUCAAAACCACCCCUUUAACUCUUCUUUCAGCUUUUCACCCCCAUAUAUCCCUU
Molecule: messenger RNA, 3407 nt
Organism: Clupea harengus (Atlantic herring)
Lineage: Eukaryota; Metazoa; Chordata; Actinopteri; Clupeiformes; Clupeidae
Gene: nrgnb
Product: sperm autoantigenic protein 17
Exons: 7
Coding region: 143-3034 (963 amino acids)
Biological process (GO): regulation of growth
Molecular function (GO): calmodulin binding
Source: RefSeq, a predicted model, not a curated record